Plasmopara halstedii is the source of this 306-nucleotide messenger RNA. RefSeq lists its product as uncharacterized. The record is from RefSeq and is a predicted model, not a curated record. The transcript has a single exon. Lineage: Eukaryota; Oomycota; Peronosporomycetes; Peronosporales; Peronosporaceae. The coding region runs from base 1 to 306 and encodes 101 amino acids.
AUGCCUAUCAACGACAAAAUCGAAAUUGAAGAACUUAUUGCUACACAAAGCGUAAAAUACCCUUUGUAUGUCAUUGAUGAAGCACCACUUGAUGAUUGUGCUAUGGACAAUAUCAUUCAAACAACAAAGCGAGAGCGUUUACAAAAACAAAGACUUAGUCGUGUCGAACACGAACUUCGUUUUUUUCAGCAAUGUCCGUCUGUGGUUAUUGUAGAUGACGAUUGCGACGAGAAUAAUCACGAUGAUUGCUAUAGCGAACAAUCCUACGCUACAGCCACCUCAUCAAUGUGUUCGCCUAUGCUAUAA